Bufo bufo (common toad) is the source of this 7129-nucleotide messenger RNA. It is a transcript of the gene PRDM16, whose product is annotated as PR/SET domain 16. NCBI's taxonomy places the organism in Eukaryota, Metazoa, Chordata, Amphibia, Anura, Bufonidae. Gene Ontology annotation, biological process: regulation of transcription by RNA polymerase II. Bases 2476 to 6399 code for a protein of 1307 amino acids. Gene Ontology annotation, cellular component: nucleus. The transcript is spliced from 18 exons. Gene Ontology annotation, molecular function: protein binding; RNA polymerase II cis-regulatory region sequence-specific DNA binding; DNA-binding transcription activator activity, RNA polymerase II-specific. The record is from RefSeq and is a predicted model, not a curated record.
UCUAUAUAGUCCACACUGUCAGUGACUGCCCCAGUCUAUAGAGUCCACACUGACUGUCAGUGACGGCCCUAGUCUAUAGAGUCCACACUGUCAGUGACUGCUCCAGUCUAUAUAGUCCACACUGUCAGUGACUGCCCCAGUCUAUAGAGUCCACACUGACUGUCAGUGACGGCCCUAGUCUAUAGAGUCCACACUGUCAGUGACUGCUCCAGUCUAUAUAGUCCACACUGUCAGUGACUGCCCCAGUCUAUAGAGUCCACACUGACUGUCAGUGACUGCCCCAGUCUAUAGAGUCCACACUGACUGUCAGUGACGGCCCUAGUCUAUAGAGACCACACUGACUGCCAGUGACUGCCCCAGUCUAGGAAACCACACUGACUGUCAGUGACUGCCCCAGUCUAUAGAGUCCACACUGACUGUCAGUGACUGCCCCAGUCUAAAGAGACCACACUGACUGUCAAUGACUGCUCCAGUCUAUAGAGUCCACACUGACUGUCAGUGACUGCCCCAGUCUAUAGAGUCCACACUGACUGUCAGGGACUGCCCCAGUCUAUAGAAACCACACUGACUGUCAGUGACUGCCCCAGUCUAUAGAGUCCACACUGACUGUCAAUGACUGCUCCAGUCUAUAGAGUCCACACUGACUGUCAGUGACUGCCCCAGUCUAAAGAGACCACACUGACUGUCAAUGACUGCUCCAGUCUAUAGAGUCCACACUGACUUUCAGUGACUGUCCCAGUCUAUAGAGCCCACACUGACUGUCAGUGACUGCUCCAGUCUAUAGAGUCCACACUCACUGUCAAUGACUGUCCCAGUCUAUAGAGUCCACACUGACUGUCAGUGACUGCCCCAGUCUAUAGUGUCCACACUGACUGUCAGUGACUGCCCCAGUCUAUAGAGCCCACACUGACUGUCAGUGACUGCUCCAGUCUAUAUAAUCCACACUGUCAGUGACUGCCCCAGUCUAUAGAGUCCACACUGACUGUCAGUGACUGCCCCAGUCUAUAAAGACCACACUGACUGUCAGUGACUGCCCCAGUCUAUAGAGUCCACACUGACUGUCAGUGACUGCUCCAGUCCAUAGAGUCCACACUCACUGUCAAUGACUGUCCCAGUCUAUAGAGUCCACACUGACUGUCAGUGACUGCCCCAGUCUAUAGAGUCCACACUGACUGUCAGUGACUGCCCCAGUCUAUAGAGUCCACACUGACUGUCAGUGACUGCCCCAGUCUAUAGAGUCCACACUGUCAGUGACUGCCCCAGUCUAUAGAGUCCACACUGUCAGUGACUGCCCCAGUCUAUAGAGUCCACACUGUCAGUGACUGCCCCAGUCUAUAGAGUCCACACUGACUGUCAGUGACUGCCCCAGUCUAUAGAGUCCACACUGACAGUGACUGCCCCAGUCUAUAGAGUCCACACUGUCAGUGACUGCCCCAGUCUGUAGAGUCCACACUGUCAGUGACUGCCCCAGUCUAUAGAGUCCACACUGUCAGUGACUGCCCCAGUCUGUAGAGUCCACACUGUCAGUGACUGCCCCAGUCUGUAGAGUCCACACUGUCAGUGACUGCCCCAGUCUAUAGAGUCCACACUGUCAGUGACUGCCCCAGUCUGUAGAGUCCACACUGACAGUGACUGCCCCAGUCUGUAGAGUCCACACUGACAGUGACUGCCCCAGUCUAUAGAGUCCACACUGUCAGUGACUGCCCCAGUCUAUAGAGUCCACACUGUCAGUGACUGCCCCAGUCUGUAGAGUGCCCUAGUUAGUGAUGGAUGAAAUAACAUUGAUUGUGCUGCGCAGUCCCCUGGUAGGGAAGGGGUUAAGGAUCAGUGCCCCCAACAUCUCCUUCUUCUUUGCUUCCUAUAGAAAACCGGGAGCAUUUACUUAUGCUCGAAAUCAUCUUAAAUGUAAUGGUUAAUAAAUUAGAUGGAGCCCAGAGGUAGAGGAUCUGCUGUGGGGGAAAUGUCAUCCUGUCAAUAUAAAAAAGUGAUAAAGUCAAAUAUGAUCAUUUCAUGGAUACAACUAUAAAAAGAAGCAAGCACUGAGAGUAUGCAUUACAUGGCAAUCAGAAAGAAAUCGUCUACAGAACAUGCAACAAUGUAACAAAGUUAUCAGAAAGGAUCCUGCAUAUUCCUCGUAUCCCUCUGACUGGUACCUGGGUCCUUAAUCGUACACAAUCCAGGGGCCAAUUGCACUGAGUAAGAUGUGAUUUUUCUUAAAGAGGCAGUACAGAGCAGGAGCUGGAGAGCAGGGAGGGAGAAGCCGAGGGGGGGAGAUAAGUGAUCUGAAGAGGACAAAAAAACCUGAUGAUGAUGAUGAUUACACUGGAAACUUUCUUAGUCCUGGCGAGGGUGUCAGAUUGAAUGCUCUGUGCGCAUGUGCAAAGGUGUCCAAACUGACAAUGCUUAUGAGAUGAAGAUAGUGUGUAGCUUGCUUCUGGGCUCAAGGAGGAGAAGAGAAAUCUACAAGCCGACAAGAUGAGAUCCAAGGCGAGGGCGCGGAAACUGGCCAAAAGUGACAGUUACCUUGUAAAUAAUAUGUAUGAGCCUGAUCCGGAUCUUCUAGGCGGCGACAGCGCAGAAGAGGAGACAGAGGACAGUAUUAUGUCACCCAUUCCUGUAGGACCUCCUUCACCAUUCCCAACCAGUGAAGAUUUUACCCCAAAGGAGGGAUCACCCUAUGAAGCCCCAGUCUACAUUCCUGAUGAUAUUCCAAUCCCACCUGACUUUGAACUCAGAGAAUCCUCCGUACCAGGAGCUGGUCUUGGGAUUUGGGCCAAGAAGAAAAUUGAAAUUGGGGAAAGAUUAGGACCGUAUAUCAUGAUGCAGAAGACCACAUUAAAAGAGAAUAAUCUAGGAUGGGAACAAAUUUUACCUGAUUCGGAAGUGACGUCACAAGAUGAAAGCCUAAGAAAGGUCUCUGAAGAAUUGGGAGAAGAGAAGAUGUGCAUUGAAACCAGCCAAUCAGGAUCAGGGAGCUGGCUUAAAUUUAUCCGAAUGGCUUUCUCCUGCGAUGAACAGAAUUUAGCAAUCUGUUAUCAGAACGAACAGCUUUUUUAUAAGGUUAUUAAAGACAUUGAACCUGGAGAAGAACUGUUGGUUUAUAUGAAGGAAGGGAAUUUUUCCCUUGGAAGUAUGCCCCCAAAUCUCGAAGAAGAACACACAUUUCGCUGUGAAGAUUGUGAUGAACUGUUCCAGUCCAAGCUUGAUUUAAGGCGGCACCAAAAAUACGCCUGCAACACAGUCAACCACAUAUAUGAGUCUCUGAACGAAGAGAUCAAGCAAGAAGGUUUUGAUAAUGAACAAGUUCAUGAGUGCAAGGACUGUGAGCGCCUUUUCCCCAACAAGUACAGUUUGGAACAACAUAUGAUCAUACACACAGAAGAGAGGGAGUACAAAUGUGACCAGUGCCCAAAAGCCUUCAACUGGAAAUCAAACUUGAUUCGCCACCAAAUGUCACAUGACAGUGGAAAGCGAUUCGAAUGUGAGAACUGUGUAAAGAACGAUUCCUGGUUCCCAAGUGAUCUUCCUUCCAGAUUACCCAUAUAUUUGAACUGCAACAACAACACUGAAGCGGAACCUCACACACCUAAAGUAGACGUCUUCACUGACCCAAGCAACCUACAGAGACAUAUCCGUUCCCAACACGUUGGAGCAAGGGCACACGCAUGUCCUGACUGUGGCAAGACUUUUGCCACCUCGUCAGGGCUCAAGCAACAUAAGCACAUUCAUAGUACUGUCAAACCUUUCAUAUGUGUUUCAGGUGAGGUCUGCCAUAAAUCGUACACACAGUUCUCCAACCUGUGUCGUCACAAACGAAUGCAUGCAGACUGUCGUACACAGAUAAAGUGUAAAGACUGUGGACAGAUGUUUAGCACUACCUCCUCCCUUAACAAGCAUCGGCGUUUCUGUGAAGGCAAAAACCAUUACAAUCCUGGUGGAAUGUUUGGGCCUGGCCUGCCCUUGACACCAAGUUCUUUGAUGGACAAGUCGAAACCUUCUCCAAACAUGAAUCACUCUAGCCUUGCUUUCAAUGACUAUUUUCCUUCCAGGGCACAUCUGGGUAGUUUGCCAUUUUCACCCACACCUUCACCUUUUCCACCUUUGGGUCCAGGAUUUCCAGGAAUUUUUCCCCCAUCGUUAUAUCCCCGGCCACCAUUAUUACCUCCUUCUCCACUGUUAAAAAACCCCUUGAACCAUACACGAGAAGCAAAGCUUCCCAGUCCAAUAGGUAACCCCCAACUUUCCCUCAUCCAGUCUUUGAACAGUAGCAAUAGUAACCAGCCACUUUCACUGGAGGAUAAAUUUGAAAACAGUUUGGAAGAUUCAUACCUAGAGAAACAUAAGUCUAGGAGCAGUGAUCUAUCUGAUGGAAGUGACUUUGAAGAUGUCAACACAACCUCGGGGACUGAUCUGGAUACCACCACUGGCACUGGGUCUGACUUAGAUAGUGAUGUAGAUAGUGAAAGAGACAAAAACAAAGAAAAGAGCAAAUCCAUAGAAAACAAACAGGACAUUGUUAGUAGCUCUGUCUCUAGUAGUUCUAAUAACAAUGUUACAGAAAGGCCCUUCUUCUACUCUCAACAUUCCUUUUUUCCUCCACCAGAAGAGCAGUUACUUCCAUCCAUGGGAGCAGCAAAUGACUCUAUUAAAGCUAUUGCCUCUAUAGCAGAGAAAUAUUUUGGACCUGGAUUUAUGGGCAUGCAAGAAAAAAAAAUGGGUUCCCUCCCAUAUCAUUCCAUGUUUCCCUUUCAGUUUCUCCCGAACUUUCCUCAUUCUUUAUAUCCAGCUUUUACCGAUCGGACAAUGAAUCACAAUUUGCUGGUGAAAGCUGAACCAAAGUCUCCUAGAGAUCUUCAAAAAGUUGGCAGCUCAAGCUCAGAGUCACCGUUUGAUCUCACGACCAAACCAAAAGAGAUGAAGUCAGCCUUAUUACCAACUAAGGUUUUGUCACAACCAUCCUCAGGAGAGGAACAACCAUUGGACCUCAGCAUUGGUAACAGAAGUAGAGCCAGUCAGAAUGGGGCAAGGGAAACGCGUAAAAACCAUAUCUAUGGUGACAGGAAAGCCAUGUCUGGUGAAAUGCUUUCAAAAAUCCUUCCGCCUCCUCUUCCCCAACAGCCGCCUCUUCACUACGCAAAGCCUUCUCCCUUCUUCAUGGACCCCAUUUACAGCAGGGUGGAAAAGCGGAAGGUGACAGACCCUGUGGGGGCAUUGAAGGACAAGUAUUUACGACCAUCUCCUCUUCUUUUUCACCCCCAGAUGUCAGCCAUCGAAACUAUGACUGAAAAGCUGGAAAGCUUUGCCAACUUGAAAUCUGACACAGGAAGUUCUUUACCGUCCCUCUCGCACCAUCCUUUUAACUUUCGCUCCCCACCCCCAACUUUGUCAGAUUCAAUCUUACGGAAAGGAAAAGAGCGCUAUACCUGCAGGUACUGUGGCAAAAUCUUUCCAAGAUCUGCAAAUUUAACAAGACAUCUCAGGACCCACACAGGAGAACAACCAUACAGAUGUAAAUAUUGUGACCGGUCUUUUAGCAUCUCCUCCAACCUCCAGCGGCAUGUACGGAACAUACAUAACAAAGAGAAGCCUUUCAAAUGCCACUUGUGCAACAGGUGCUUCGGCCAGCAGACAAACUUGGAUCGACACCUUAAGAAACAUGAACAUGAGAAUGUUCCAGUGAGUCAGCACUCAGGAGUAAUUGGAAACCACCAUGGAACUAGCGUCUCAUCCCCUAAUUCCGAAUCCGAAAACCAUGCACUUUUAGAUGAGAAAGAAGAUUCCUAUUUCUCAGAAAUUCGAAACUUUAUUGCAAAUAGCGAGUUGAAUCAAGCUUCAAGUCUAGGAGAAAAAAGAACAGAAAUUCAGGAUAUUGAUAGCAGUUCAAGAGGAUGUAGCCUUGUCAACCAGAAACCAGAAGAUGUAGAUGAAGAUGAAGACGACGAUCUAGAAGAAGAUUAUGAAGAUGGAAGUUUGACGGGAAAAUCACAAGAUGAGACUGUUUCUCCUACAAUGGAGACCCAGGAAGUAUAUGAAGAGGAUGAGGAAGAUGAAGAACCCACAUCCCUCUCUAUGAGCUUUGAUCACACCAGAAGGUGUAUUGAGGAGGAAGAUGCCCGUUUGUUAGAUGUGGAGCAGAUUCCGAAUUUUGGGAAGGGGCUGGACCUUCGCAAAACAGCAGAGGAAGCAUUUGAAGUAAAAGAUGUGUUUAAUUCCACCUUAGACUCUGAGGCAUUUAAAGAAUCUCUGUACAGGCAGGCUAAAAACCAGGCUUAUGCAAUGAUGUUGUCUCUUUCUGAAAAUACUUCUCUUCAUACUUCCCACAACUCCCUGGAUGCCUGGUUGAACAUGGCUGGAGCAGCAUCAGAAUCAGGAGCUUUUAAUCCUAUGAACCAUUUGUAAAAGAAGAAAAAUAUACCACAAUGCAUAAACACAAAUCUAAAUGUUACAAUGUCACACUUUCAGCAAUGUGGAAGACUGCUAAUAGGCAUCAAUGAGUCACUAGGAACCAAUUAUUUGGAUGUUCCCUGCAAUUUUCAACUAUCCAUUCAACCCCUGUUGAUUUUUUUUAUGGGUCCUCUCUAAGGCCCUCCUCUAAGCUCUACAUAAAAUUUCCGUAUUCACUCCACCAUGUUUAUCAUCAUAAAAUAAAUAGCAGUAGAAAGUAGACUUUCAAACCACUAGAAACAACUUAUCAGCAGAAAUAGAUCAUUUCCAAUUCUUAUAAAUGGUGGGAUCAGUUAUGGUGCUGUAGAAAACUACUGGUUCAAGCUGUAAUUUAAGCCUCUCAUAUAUGUUGAGAUCCAAAUAAUUUGCCAUUAGGCUCACCAGUGUGCCAGAUACAGAAAUGUUUUUAUAUAAUUUAGGUUUAUCUAAUGUUUUGAAUUAAAACAAAAAAUAUUCAAACAUUAACAUACAGUUUAGUACAGUGACCGACUCCUAGAGAAAAUUAUAUACAAGUGAUAGUGAUAUAACGUUAAUAACAUACAAUUAUAAAAUUGGGAGCCUUGUAAUAAUUAUUAAAAAGGUCCAUUGAUUCUUUAGAUUUUUGGUGGAACCUGAACCAUAUAUCAGUUGGACAAGAUAAAGACAAACAGAAUAUAGGAUAAAUUACACAUAUUUACAAAGUAAA